AAACACAUCAUUCGAUUUCCGAAUUCGCUUCGAGUUUUACGAACGAGUCUCAGCAAAGUUUUUUUUACGAUUUUCUUAUUGAAAAUGAAUUACGACGAUUACUUAGUUAGUUCCAACAACUCCAUCAACGACAACAAAGUGAACGCUAGAAAGAUGGCGCGCAGUCCUAUACACCAGAUCAAGAAGUUAAUCAAAUGUGUGCUGAAGAAAAGCCAGAAGAGUACUUACAAGAAACAUCCCGAACCGACAUAUUUCGAUGACGAAAUCGACGACAACAUCGCCAACGAGAUCCUCGAAAACGAAAUUUUCGAAGAGAUCGACGUUUGUGAAGAUUUUGCUGGUGUCGAGGUAUACGAUGGAUCCUGCAGCGAGAUUCUGCGAAUUACCAGGGGUCAACGCUUAGUUCCUGUCCGAUUUGCCAGAACUGAAGCCGGAACAUUCUUCUGGACGUCCGUGGCCUCUCCUGACAGCGACAUUCUGAAAGACGGCGACCACAACGCAAUCUGCAAUUAUCAAACACCCGAGCUCCAAGUUCCUUGCUGCGAUAGAUGGGCCCAAGCUUAAGGUUUCUAUCCGUAGCUGGUUCCUGCAAAACGUUGUGAUCGAAAACUGUGCCUUAUGAUGUUAACUGUUGUGAUUUUAUUGCUCAAUGCCUUUUUCUUUUUUCGACUGUACGUCGAUGUGAUAAUGUAGAGUUUUAUUUUUAUCUAUUUUUAAUAUUGUACCUAAAGUUAUGUAUAACCUGUCGUUAUAUGUGAUUUCAGCUUUAAUUAGAUUUGUAAUGUCUUCCUUUAGUUUUAAGAAGAAAUAUUUUUAUUAUUAUUAUUAUUAAAUAAAAACCAUUUUUAAACCAUA
Messenger RNA from Sitophilus oryzae (rice weevil), 855 nucleotides. Its product is annotated as enhancer of split malpha protein-like. Gene Ontology annotation, biological process: sensory organ development; Notch signaling pathway. The record is from RefSeq and is a predicted model, not a curated record. The transcript has a single exon. NCBI's taxonomy places the organism in Eukaryota, Metazoa, Arthropoda, Insecta, Coleoptera, Curculionidae. Bases 85 to 564 code for a protein of 159 amino acids.